CACCUUCAAAUGCAUGUUCUUCUAUCCUUUUCCGAUUAAUUACCUUUAUUUUUCCUGCCUUCUGGAUGCCCCCUUUUAUUCGGUCCAAACGCCAGUCCUCUGAGCACAAUACCACUUCCAAUCGCCAUGCUACCACUGCGGUGACCACGCCCUCCGCCAGCACCUCUCUAACACCGGCCUCCGACUCUUCUUUAACACCCGUUCCGACCGACCUUGACAAUGAUUCCAGUAAUGAAGAUAAGAAGGUUGUUUCAGAUUCCGAUGUUACAGACUCUGAGGAGGUCGACUGGGAAGAUGCCAUUCAUACCGCCGCUCCCGCCACCAGCUUCGUCUCUCCCCAUGAGAACUUAGAGUUGACAUUAGACCGCAAUGAGGUGCACCUAGAAGAUAUCCUUCAAGGUCAGAAAGCGCCGACGAAGAUUGAACGCCAGAUUCGAAUAUUAAUACAUCGCCUGCACGUGCAGUGCCUACUCGCCCAUAAUGCCAUACGUAACGACUGGAUCAACGACCCAAAAUGCCAUGAUAUUCUGCGGCAGAGGCUACCCCCUGCAAUCCAGGCUGAGAUACAGAAAUGGCGCCGAGCAUCUGGUCUGGAGCCGCCCGAAGCUCCGAAAAAUCCGCCAUCGCAGGAGAAGAAAGGGAAGCAGAGCAAACACCAGGUCAAGUCGCAGCAACGCGAUUGGGGGGAGGAUUCGUCCCGGCAGGAAUCCGGUCAACCUGACCUGAGCAAUGGCGAUCCCAUAAUCUACCUGAUGCGUAUCCUCGCUGCGUACUGGAAGAACAAAUUCAAAAUCACCGCGCCAGGUUUGCGGAAACAUGGCUACCGGCCCAUGUCCCAGCUGCAGACGCAGAUUGCCUCUUUUCAUAAAGACAAGCAUGAUCCUGAGCUGUACGGGGAGAAGAUCCCCAGCGUCGAAGAGUUCCGACAAGCUGCCGAGCGCAUGGAGGGCUCUCGCGAUCUCGGCGCGCAGCUUUUCACUGCGCUACUUCGUGCAAUUGCAAUCGAAGCUCGUCUGGUUGCUAGUUUGCAACCGCUAGGCUUCGGAUGGACUAAGGCAGAGGCCCAUACCUCUCCAAAGUCAAAAACAAAGCCGAAGCAUACAAAUCUAGAAUCAGAUGGGGAUGGUUUUCCUGAUAGUGAUGAAGAAGAGGACGCUCAGCCUUCCUCUCGUGGCCGUAAGGCUGCGCCACGGUACGACCAGGACCUUCCUUUUCCAAUCUACUGGACCGAGGUAGUAUCUCCAAUCACGCAUCAAGUCAUCUCCGUCGAUCCUCUGGUGCUCUCCAAUGCCGUGGCAGCUACCCAAGAGCUCCAAGCAGCUUUUGAACCGCGCGGCGCUAAAGCUGAGAAGGCUAAGCAGGUAAUUUGUUACGUCAUUGCAUUCUCAGCCGACAAGACCGCAAAGGAUGUCACAACUCGGUAUCUGCGGAGGCGGACCUGGCCUGGAAAGACCAAGGGUUUCCGACUGGGGAAGAAAGGGCCUGACGACGAUCUGUUAGAUUGGUUUCGGGUCCUUCUACGCAAUUAUGAACGUCCAUAUAAGGACCGCACUGCCGUGGACGACAUUGAAGAUGCUAAAGAUCUGGUUCCCAACCGGCCGACAAAAAGCAAGCCAACUAAUGAAACAGUUGACACUCUACAGAGCUUACGUACAUCCUCCGAGUUCGUUCUGGAGCGCUUUCUCCGCCGUGAGGAAGCUCUCAGGCCAGGCGCUCUGCCUGUCCGCACCUUUACCCCAGGGGGCAAGAAGAAAAAUGCCAAUGGCAACGGUGCAUCUACGCCAACAGAAAGCCCCAAAGCUGAAAAUGUCUAUCGCCGCUCUGAUGUAGUCAAAUGUCAAACCGCCGAAAGCUGGCACAAAGAAGGCCGCGAGCCACUACCCUCAGCGAAGCCCCUCAAACACGUCCCCAUCCGCGCCGUCACCCUCCUCCGUAAGCGCGAAGUCGACGAAGAAGCCCGCCGCACAGGCCAGAAACCCCUUCAGGGUCUUUACUCCUUUGAACAAACGCAGGAAAUCAUACCUCCUCCCAUCGUAGAUGGCAUUAUACCAAAAAAUGAGUACGGCAACAUCGACUGCUUCGUCCCGCGAAUGGUCCCUAAGGGUGCAGUACACAUCCCCUUCUCCGGUACCGCGCGUAUUUGCAAGAAACUAGGCAUCGACUACGCCGAGGCUGUGACGGGGUUUGAAUUCGGCAGCCAGAUGGCCGUCCCUGUUAUCGAGGGCGUUGUUGUCGCGGCCGAGAAUAAGGAUCUCGUUGUGGAUGCAUGGCGCGCUGAUAACGAGGAAAAACGACGCAAGGAAGCGCGAAAAGCUGAAGCGAAGAUUCUCGCGACCUGGCGUAAGUUCUUGUUCGGGCUCCGAAUUGCGCAGCGUGUGCAGGAGGAAUACGCAGAGGAUGAGGAGGGCCAUCUACCCGAUGCGCAUAAUCCCUUCGCUAGCCGGAAGGCAUCGACACACGCACGAGGCCACACUCAGACACCAGCAGAAGAACAACACCCAGCAGGCCUUGUAGAUGAAGAGGAAGAAGAAGAAGAAGCUGAUCGCGGCGGCGGAUUCCUCCUCGGAGACGAUCAUGCUGAUGAUGGUGAUCUGAUCAUCGAAGUGAGACAGCCGCCUGUGCGACGGGUCCAGAAUAUCUCUUCCGAAAAUGAGUCGCUUUCCGGAGACGUCGGCCGAGGCGGUGGAUUUCUUCUCGAUGGAAACAAUGAUAGCAAUGACGAGGGUCAGCUAGCGCAAAUGAGAAAACCCCCUGUGCGACGAAUCCCGAGGAUAUUGUACAGAGAUGGGUCUCCUGUUCUUGAAGAGGAAUCAUCACCGGAAGAGUAUACGGAGGAUAUAUCCCCUCCACCACAGAAGCGCAGACGCACGCGGAAUUCUAGGAAGACUUAG
This is a messenger RNA of Aspergillus nidulans FGSC A4, 2891 nucleotides long. RefSeq names its product Rad4 family protein. Lineage: Eukaryota; Fungi; Ascomycota; Eurotiomycetes; Eurotiales; Aspergillaceae. Gene Ontology annotation, molecular function: DNA binding; damaged DNA binding. Gene Ontology annotation, cellular component: nucleus. The transcript has a single exon. Bases 66 to 2891 code for a protein of 941 amino acids. Gene Ontology annotation, biological process: DNA repair; nucleotide-excision repair. The record is from RefSeq and is a predicted model, not a curated record.